GAUUCCCCCAACCCAAUCUAUUUAUUCGCGCCGUCGCCCGCCGCUCUCCGCCUCCCCACCUCGCGUUCCCUCCCCUCUCCCCUCCGGCCAUGGCGUCCAAGCGGAUCCUCAAGGAGCUCAAGGACCUGCAGAAGGAUCCCCCAACCUCCUGCAGCGCUGGCCCUGUGGGAGAAGAUAUGUUCCACUGGCAAGCUACGAUUAUGGGUCCAGCAGAUAGUCCAUAUGCAGGUGGCGUCUUCUUGGUUUCUAUUCACUUCCCUCCAGACUAUCCGUUCAAACCGCCCAAGGUUGCAUUUAAGACAAAGGUUUUCCACCCAAACAUCAACAGUAACGGAAGCAUCUGCCUUGAUAUCCUGAAGGAACAGUGGAGCCCUGCAUUGACAGUGUCAAAGGUACUCCUCUCAAUUUGUUCUCUACUGACGGACCCAAACCCAGACGACCCGCUAGUUCCGGAGAUUGCGCACAUGUACAAGACUGAUCGGGCCAAAUAUGAAUCAACUGCGAGGGGCUGGACCCAGAAAUAUGCAAUGGGCUGAACGACGUAGGCCGAUAGUGUUCUCUAGCGAUAUAUGUUAUCUUGUUGAUCUAGUGUUCAUGUCCUGCUACAUGCCUACAUGGGGUGUAAUUUCUUCUGUCACUGAAUUUAUGUCAAAUUCUCGAUUGAUGGUAGAAGUUAUUGAGAAAAAUUUCAAUUACCUGCAAUAUUAAUUGCUUCCUUAUGAGCUUGUUCGGUU
Oryza sativa Japonica Group (Japanese rice) is the source of this 734-nucleotide messenger RNA. Its product is annotated as ubiquitin-conjugating enzyme E2-17 kDa. Gene Ontology annotation, cellular component: nucleus. NCBI's taxonomy places the organism in Eukaryota, Viridiplantae, Streptophyta, Magnoliopsida, Poales, Poaceae. The record is from RefSeq and is a predicted model, not a curated record. Gene Ontology annotation, biological process: protein polyubiquitination; ubiquitin-dependent protein catabolic process.